GCAAAAUGGCGAAGCACCACCCGGACCUCAUCUUCUGCCGCAAGCAGGCCGGAGUAGCUAUUGGACGAUUGUGUGAAAAAUGUGAUGGCAAGUGUGUUAUUUGUGACUCGUAUGUGCGGCCCUGCACAUUGGUGCGUAUAUGUGAUGAGUGCAACUAUGGCUCUUACCAAGGACGCUGUGUAAUCUGUGGAGGUCCAGGAGUCUCAGACGCCUAUUAUUGUAAAGAAUGCACUAUCCAGGAAAAAGAUCGAGAUGGCUGUCCUAAAAUUGUUAACCUGGGCAGCUCAAAAACAGAUCUCUUCUAUGAGCGAAAGAAAUACGGCUUCAAGAAAAGGUGAUUUCCCCGCUCCACUAUGGCACACCUGCAGAAGACAAGGAGAGUAUCUACAAUAUUUUUGGAUUACAAUUUUCCAGGAAAGCAGUUAGCUUUUUUGUUUUGUUUAUCAAUCUUCACAAUUUGUAGAAAAAUUAUCUAAACUAAAUAUGGAAAUUACUUCAGCAGUAGUUAAUGUUACUGAGAGAUGUCAGCAUUCCCGUUAUAUCUGUGACAGAAGAAAGUCGUUACGAUUUCACCCCUAUAAUUUGCAAUCCAUACUGUCUUAAACAAGCAUCAUUAAUUUCUUUUUAUUAAUGCAUUGCAUUGAAUUUAUGACCAAUCUUGUAUUUUCCCUGAAAAAAAUAAGCUGUUCAUAUUCUAUAUCUUUGAGGAUUGUGCAUCAAUAAAGUUGUAUAGUGUUUUCUACCAUAA
Messenger RNA from Anolis sagrei ordinatus, 748 nucleotides. RefSeq names its product PHD finger protein 5A (gene PHF5A). Gene Ontology annotation, biological process: mRNA splicing, via spliceosome. Gene Ontology annotation, cellular component: U2 snRNP; U12-type spliceosomal complex; catalytic step 2 spliceosome. The record is from RefSeq and is a predicted model, not a curated record. Lineage: Eukaryota; Metazoa; Chordata; Lepidosauria; Squamata; Anolidae.